Molecule: messenger RNA, 1512 nt
Organism: Fonsecaea multimorphosa CBS 102226
Lineage: Eukaryota; Fungi; Ascomycota; Eurotiomycetes; Chaetothyriales; Herpotrichiellaceae
Exons: 3
Coding region: 1-1512 (503 amino acids)
Source: RefSeq, a predicted model, not a curated record
AUGGCGACAGCAGCAAUGGCGACACCGGCAUCAAAGCCAAUCCCUUACACCGCCAAUCCUCUUCUUCUCAUGGUCAAUGACUUGAUGCUCUUUGCCGAAAUCACAUUCACAUGGCCCAUUACCGCCGGUCUACCAAGUAUCGUCUUACCGUUGUUUCCAACGAGGUCGGGGUCUCUGGACGAGUUGGCGUUCACUGGGCCCAAUCUGUGGGCGGGGCUCUUGCAUGUCGUUCUCAUCAUCGCUCAAACAAUCUUUCUAGGGUCUUUGGUGCCGUUGGCAUUCAUUGGCUUACCAUCUUUCUAUCUCUUGUACAUUGUCGGGUUCGUCAUGGGCAAUCAAUGGUUUUCGGUUCUGUUGAACGGUCCAAGACACCGAGGGCUGUUCGAGUCAAAUCCGGCUUGCGUUCGGGGCAGGCCAGCGCACGACCACGAGAAAUGGGUAUUCAUCAACGGUGUGGCUGUAGGGCGUCAUUGGUUGCAGGCAAAUCUCGACCGACUCGCCAUGACUUUUAGACGGCCUGUCUUCGGGAUCCAUAAUCAGACCCGCGGUAUUAUCUUUGAUGUUCUCGAAUGUAUCAUUCAACGCGACCUGAACUACGCCACCCUGGAUAUUCGGACUGCAUAUGCAGCGCUAAUUGAUAUUCUCGCGGACGACAAUAUUCACAAAGUGGUCUUGAUCCUCCAUAGCCAAGGUGCUAUCGAAGGUGGCUUGGUGCUUGACUGGCUCUAUGAUACAGUACCAGCAGACCAGCUUGGCAAGCUGGAGGUGUAUACAUUCGGCAAUGCCGCGAACCACUGGAAUGCGCCUGUCAUAUCAUCGGGAGCGGCCUCGUCCAAUGCAAAUGGAGACGGCAUGACGGAACAGAGAAUCGUGCCACAUAUCGAGCACUACGCCAAUGAGGGCGAUUAUGUCUCGAGAUUCGGUAUCUUACAUUUUCGCCCUGAUCAGCCAUUGCCGCCAGCAUUGGUACCCCAUAACACACCCUUGGCUCCUAGCUCUAGGAAAGCAUACCCAGACACGCCCAGAGCAUUGGACAACGGAAGCAUUACACGAGCUAAUCCUCCAAAGGUGGACACUCGGGAGAAGGUAGUCGCGGCAUCUUCGAGGUCGUUACUCUCUCCCAAGACGCCAAUCGAAAGGAUAAAUCUCCAAGAGGAAGAGACGAACCUGUUCUUCGGUCGUCUUUUCAAGCGGGUCGGCUCCGGCCACCAGCUGAAUCAGCAUUACCUGGACAACUUCUUUGAGAUGGAGGGCAUCGAUACCAGAGACCUCUCGCGGGGACGCGUGCGAGAUGGCAACGCCUUCAUGGACGCCGAGGCCGACAUGAUUGUUUUCGAGAACUGGGAUACUGUGCAGGCUGCUGGACGACGCCUCGGCGGACGCCCCGCUGAUGGCAGAUUUCUUGCUUAUGGCAGACCCACCACUGAUGGCAGACCAGCCGCAGGGAUAAGACGGAUCAAGGAGCUCAGCCGUCUGUGGGCUUAUCGGAAUGGGGGGAAGCCAACAGAUUGA